Penaeus chinensis is the source of this 6728-nucleotide messenger RNA. It is a transcript of the gene dlg1, whose product is annotated as disks large 1 tumor suppressor protein-like. The record is from RefSeq and is a predicted model, not a curated record. The transcript is spliced from 16 exons. Lineage: Eukaryota; Metazoa; Arthropoda; Malacostraca; Decapoda; Penaeidae. Gene Ontology annotation, molecular function: kinase binding. Gene Ontology annotation, biological process: chemical synaptic transmission. Gene Ontology annotation, cellular component: postsynaptic density membrane; neuromuscular junction; neuron projection. The coding region runs from base 103 to 2745 and encodes 880 amino acids.
CACAAUGAUGAAAGGUUUUUAGGCAGUGAAUACAUACCAAAUUUAUACCGAGUUUGAUAGUGGUUGACUUAAAGAAUCUGUUAGAAAAGGUUACUUCCUGCAAUGUUGAGGAGUGGGCGACCGACCGUCCUGGACAAUCCUUUGGCUGCGAACAACAUUAAAAAUUCCAGAGGAAGACGAAACUAUGAGCCUGAGGAAUUAGAGGAACAGAGACACAGCAAGUGGAGAGACUCUGGUCACAACCUCCGUCCUCAAGAGAGUGACGAGGAGAGACACCUCCGAGAGUAUGUCAAUUCUCGGCGAGUGAUUGAACAUCCCGACACUAAACGCGUGAAAGAAAGUGACCAAAUGUUCUCCAGAGAUAACAAAGAUAGAAAACGGAGUAAGGACAGACAAGGAAGCAAGCGUGACAAAGAGAGGAAGAAAGUACAUCCGGUCGACGAAGUGACAACUUCCCGUCGCUCUCGCACUCCUCGGAGGGCCCGGAAGCCCUCGCCCGUGAGACCCGCCAGUACCUCGUGGACUUGUUAUGACGAAAACGAUACUAGCAUUGCGUAUAUCUUGUACGAGAGGCUGACCAAUGGCGCGGAGGACGAGUGGGAGCACGAGGAGAUCACGCUGGAGCGCGGCAACCAGGGCCUGGGCUUCAGCAUCGCCGGGGGCACCGACAAUCCUCACAUUGGGUCUGACACCUCCAUCUACAUCACCAAGCUGAUACCAGGAGGUGCAGCGGCAACUGAUGGUCGGCUGCAAAUUACAGAUGUCAUUGUUUCUGUUAAUGAGGUCCGAGUUGUAAAUGUUCCCCACAUAACAGCAGUCGAAGCCCUUAAACGUGCUGGCAAUACUGUUCGCUUGUGUGUGAAGCGACGUAAGCGUCCCCCUAAUGUGCAGCUGAUUGAAGUGGAGCUUAUCAAAGGCAACAAAGGCUUAGGCUUCAGUAUUGCUGGUGGUAUAGGGAAUCAGCACAUUCCUGGAGACAAUGGCAUCUACAUCACUAAAAUCAUGGAAGGUGGUGCAGCCCACGUGGAUGGCCGAGUGUGUGUGGGAGACAAGUUGGUUGCUGUCAGAGAUACUCCUUCGGGUGAUGUAAACCUUGAAAAUGUAACCCAUGAGGAUGCAGUUGCUUGUCUCAAAUCAACAAAUGACCGAGUUGUACUUGUGCUGGGUAAGGUGGUUCCCCCCCAGACCAAUGCUACGGACCUUGUCCCUCCCCCCCUUCAGCCUUCCCAGACCCACCAUCACCAGGAUCACACACCUCCUCCCCCAACGCCACCUCCAGCUCCACUUGAUACAUCUUCGGUCCACAACGACCUACUAGUAGAGGCGGAGCCACAGCCUGACGACUUAGUGUCCAGAGAGCCACGUAGAGUGGCCCUCAACAAAGGUACAUCAGGGCUUGGCUUCAACAUUGUUGGUGGUGAGGAUGGGGAAGGUAUCUUCAUUUCCUUUAUUCUUGCUGGUGGACCUGCUGAUCUCUCAGGUGAACUAAGGCGAGGAGACCAGAUCCUUAAUGUAAACGGCACCGACUUGCGAAAUGCAACACAUGAACAGGCAGCACAAACACUCAAGGGAUGUGGGCAGACAGUAAAUUUGACGGUGCAAUAUAAACCUGAUGAGUACAACCGCUUUGAGGCCAAAAUCCAUGACCUUAAGCAACAGAUGAUGUCUGGCACUCUCAGAACCACUCAAAAGCGUAGUCUCUAUGUCCGAGCGUUGUUUGACUAUGAUCCCAACCGUGAUGAUGGUCUGCCUUCCCGAGGUCUUGCCUUUAACUAUGGAGAAAUUCUUCAUGUCACGAAUGCCUCAGAUGACCAGUGGUGGCAGGCUAGACGUGUUCUUCCAACUGGAGAAGAAGAAGGCACAACAGGUAUCAUUCCUUCAAAAGCACGUUGGGAGAAGAAACAGAAGGCACGGCUGCGGUCAGUUGCUUUCCAGGGCAAGAACAACAGUGAUGCAAGGCAAUCAACACUAGAGCGGAAGAAGAAGACAUUAUCUUUCAGUCGAAAAUUCCCAUUCUUGAACAAGAGUAAAGACGAUAAGUCUGAAGAUGGAUCGGAUAAUGAGCCCUCCAUAGCAACAAAUGACGGAGAGAGUGAUAGCCGAAGCAUGCGGGGAGACGACUACAUCAUCCUGAGUUAUGAGGGCGUACAACAAAUAGAGAUCACUUAUACGCGACCUGUGGUGCUCCUGGGACCCUUGAAGGACAGAAUCAACGAUGACCUCAUAUCAGAAUUCCCAGACAAAUAUGGCAGCUGUGUUCCACACACUACUCGACCUCGGCGAGAAUAUGAAGUUGAUGGACGGGACUACCACUUUGUAGCUUCCAGGGAGCAGAUGGAGAGAGACAUACAGAACCACCUCUUUAUUGAAGCUGGGCAAUAUAAUGACAAUCUGUAUGGUACCUCUGUUGCUUCAGUCAGAGAGGUGGCAGAGAAGGGCAAGCAUUGCAUCUUAGACGUAAGUGGGAAUGCUAUUAAGAGACUGCAAGUUGCACAACUCUAUCCUAUUGCCAUCUUCAUCAAGCCAAAGUCUGCUGAACAAAUUAUGGAAUGGAAUAAACGGAUGACAGAUGAUCAAGCUCGUAAGACAUAUGAGCGUGCUUUGAAAGUAGAAGUAGACUUUGGAGAAUAUUUCACAGCUAUUGUUACAGGAGACACUCCUGAGGAAGUGUAUGCACGUGUGAAGGAUCUGAUUCACCACCAUGCUGGUCCAAAGAUAUGGGUCACAUGUAAGGACAAGCUAUAAAGAAAGCCCUCUCUGGGCCUUAUGAUGCUAGAAUAAUUUGUUGCAUGAUGGACAGGUGUUAUUUCCAUUAUCAGAACUAUUACUGAAGCUUGAAAAAGAUGUUGCUAAUUCAGUCCCUCAAGCUUGGUAUAUCCAAGUAAAUCAUAUCUCCCACAAAUUAUAUACCUUGAAAAAGAUGGGAAAGUCUCCCAAGUGGGCUGAUGACUUUCCCAAUUAUGGGCUGAUUGCCUAUUUAACUCUCAGUGAACUUCUGGAUUUUUGAAGAUAUUAUUCAAGAGAUAUUAUGCUCAUAUAUCUCACGUGGUGAAACUUGUACUUUAGAAACUUUUAAUUGUAUUAUAACAAAGUUUUAUGCCUUUACUACAGCAUGGAGAGGAGAACAUGUAUCAGCCAGUACUGGUUGGGUGAUCAGCUGUUAUCCAGUCCCAGGCUGAAUUGCUGGUUCAUAUAUACAAUGAUUUUUAAAGUGUUAUCAGAUAAUUUCCUUAUCUAAGCCCAUUUGACUCAGGAGUGAUAUCAGCUGAUAAGGACCUUCAUCAUUGACCUUGUACAAAAGAAAAAGUGUAUCAACAGUUUAUAUUAGGUAUGCAAUGUCUGGGGAAAAGGAGGAUGAGAGAUGUCUAGGUUUCUUUGCUUUAGAAUUUACUGUUUUCCCUCAUAUUAUUUUCAUAUUUCCAUCAGUUAUUCUACAAACAUUUGUAAGAAUCCAUUCAGUAGAUGUUGUUAUAGAUACACAGGAGGAAGUGUUCAAUGUUAUUUUCUGAAUACAUGUUAGACUGUGCUGAUUUAGAUUAGUAAUCUUCAACCUUUUAGUAUGUUUUUAAUAAGAUAUGAAUGUUUUCCCAAGAAAUAUACCAGUAAGAGCCUAAUAUUACCAGCAAUCUCAUGGAACUUUCGAGAAAUCCAGCAUUGCAUUUCUGAUAUGAAUUGCAAGUGAUGAAUUACAUAAAUAUAUUCCCUUGUGAAAGUUCACAUUGGUAAUGACAAAUUGACAAUACUUUAUUCUCUUAUGAUGAACACCAGUAGUUGAUGUCUGAUCAGUAUGUUGGUUUGUGUAUAUGGAAAGUAGUAUUCCAGCCUUGCCAUGUGGACUUAACUGAAAGGAUUAUUAUCGUUAUUAUAGAGGAUAUGUCUAAAAGUGCCGAUUGAUUAAUGGUGCAUAGAACCAUAUGAUUUAUUUGAUAAUGAACUCUCAGGAGAAGACUUCCUCCUUCAGAUAUUGCUUGAGCUAAGCCUCAGAAACUGAUGCUGAGGCACGAAUGAGAAACCAAAGUCGUUAAAGUGACAGACCCAGCUAUUUCCUCCCUAACAGAAUUCUUAAGUAGGGUUCAUAAUCUGUCUUAAAUAUGAUCAUAAGUGGGCCCUAAGAGAAUGCUAUUUAUGGUUGAAAUUUGCUGAUUAUGUCACAGAUGUUGAUGCUGUAAUCUCAUACUUUGUUUAGAACUAGUGCUUUAGGCCAUGUCCAAGAAUGAUAGAAUUCUUAGGUUCUUGAUAUCUUAGAUGGAUAAUAUUGUGCAAAGGAUGUAGUAGUAAAAUUUAUCAAAGUUAAGCAAAAAGAACAUGAGUCAGUUGUAUCAUUUGUGUACAUGGGCAUAGUCUUAUCUCUAUGAUCCUUCCCUGGUUGUUCGUAAUUGAGUGGCAGAGUUAGCUUGCUUUGGACUUCACCAGUUUAAGGGUUUUUAACUUAUGUUCUCCACAGGUAAAGUUACAAGAAUAUGAGCCUUACAGAGAAUCCUCAAACUGGCGAACAACCACUUAACUACUGUCCCACUGAAUGAUGUAUAAUGUGUUCAUGAUUUCAGUUGAAGAGAUGAAUGUCUGGUCACUUUUUGUUACAUCAACUGUUUAUGGUAUCAUAGUAUGGAUGAAAUGUUGAUAGGUUUUUAAGGUUAUGUCCUCCCUGUGUCUCAGCCAUAGGCAACAUUGUUGACUGAUGACCCUUUAGAAACCUUAGGACAAGUUGAUACACAUAAAAAGCAAGAUAAAGUCUUGGUCAUGACUUGAACAAUAGAUACAGACAACAGCCAGUGAUCUCUGAUUACUUCAGAGUUAGUGUAUUGGCCCCAAUGUAGUAUUGUUGUAUUGAAAACAGCAAUAUUAGUUAUCUUGAGCCUUACAUAGUCUUAAGUGAAGAUUAAUUUUCUUAUUUAAGAGUGGGAAAAUUAUUUUUUAUUUGAGGCACUUUUGUAAGGCUGAUGAUGUCAGUAUAUGAAAAAAAAAAUACAUAUAUAUAUAUAUACACACCCCAUUCACUGAAGAUAUAAUGUUCUGACUUCAGUUCAAGUUACUUGAGAUGGCUUUGAAUACCUUGAUAUAAAGUUAAUGUAAUGUAAUCAAAACUUCUUAAAUGCUGGAGUCAUGCAAUAUAGAUUCUCUGGCUGAUAAAAAUGUAGCAUAUAUUUUAGAGUAAUGACCUACUUAAUGUAUUGAGGACUAAGCAUUAUAUUUAUGGUGGGUGGUUAGGGUGUAAGAUAUGUGAAUAGAUAUUGCUGUUGCGAUUUGAAACGGUUCGAAAAAGCACUGAAUCCUAGGACAAGAGAAAGAACGGUUAUCAUGUCGUUGUUACAAGUGUGAGUUUUACAAAUUAUUGUUAACAUAUUUUGUCAAUGACCUAUUUAUCUGUAAUACCUCUGAUCUAAGAAGUACUUUCCUUUGUUUUAGUCAUGGUGCCAUUGUACUUUUAUAAUUUUAUUUUAAUUACUCAUCUCAUCUUCAACUCUGCAUUGAUUGUAUGAAAGUUGAUGUCUGUAAAUAUUUAGCUUGCUGCAGUGGGAGCUUUGUUUUCAAUUUUUAUUAUGCUUUUUAAUUUAGUGGAUUCAGUUUUUAGCACAGGAUAUGUGCACUGUACAGUAUAUUAAUUUAUUAUUCAUGAUUCUAUUAAAACAGUUCUCCACAAGCUCCUUCUCAUAUCCUGUAUUUUCCUUAAUAUAUUGCUAUGAGCAUUAUUCCAAAUCUUCAUACAAGGGUUGUCGAGAUGUCUAAGAGAGACUUAUGCUAUUUACCCUUUUAGCUUGAUUCUCACUGUUAGUUGAUAAUGUAAAUGAAUGAAAAAGUAACUAGACUAUUAAUUGAAAUUUGUAUGGUCUCCAUAGUCAGUGUAAUGAAAAUUUAAGUGAGGAACAUUUGAAAAUUAAGCUAUUUCAUGUUAUGCUAUGCAAUAGUAUGGAUUUUAUAAUUUUGUUUUUUUAUCUCAUUUAGUUCAGUGUAAUUAGGGCAGUGUGAAGAACUUUUAUUAUAUGUGUGACCAGUACAUUACAGGAGAAUAAAUAAGUUGCUGAGAGCUCUGAUAAAAAAAACAUGAAAGGGAGAAGCACCUUGAUUAUCAUUCAAAUAGGUGCUGUUUCUGAAGUUUACUAAUAACUGGUACAAAAUGGUAAUCAGAAAAUUUGUGUGUGCAUACAUGUAACAGUUUUAGGAGAAAAUUAAGUUAGCCUUAUAGAAAACACGUUUUUAGUUGCUAUGCGUACAUAUGUUUACUCAUUGAUAUCAGAAGCAGUUACUAUUAAUUUUCUUGUUAUGAGUUUUGUUCUUAAUUAAUUGUUAGUCGAUACAUUAACUUUUUAAAAACUAGGAAUUUCUUCCUUCAUAAUCAUUCCACACUGCUUGUAAGGCAAGAAGCAAAUAGAGAUAAAAAGAUUUUUUUUUUUUUUUUUUUUUUGACUAUGCAGGUUUUAUGCAUUUGGUUGAAAUGAAGAGAUCUUGGCAGGAGUCUAAGAAUUCUGAAAUUAACCCAAAUCAGUGUUUAACUUAAUACCAUUUAUUUACUUGUAUGCUCUACUUCUAUCUGCAUUCACAAAUAAGGGGUCAUUUCCAUUAUGUUUCACUCUUGAUCUUCACAUUGGCGCCAUGGCUACAACAAGUCCUCAGCAAACAACCUUAAACAUUCGCAGCUUCAGUGGAGUGCCUAGUGCAUCCUCUGACGACCUUCCCUCUUCCCCCCUCCAUCCCCUGUACUGUAAAUACAACAUUAUCUCAAAGUAAAA